Molecule: messenger RNA, 312 nt
Organism: Fusarium proliferatum ET1
Lineage: Eukaryota; Fungi; Ascomycota; Sordariomycetes; Hypocreales; Nectriaceae
Exons: 3
Coding region: 1-312 (103 amino acids)
Source: RefSeq, a predicted model, not a curated record
AUGUCCAGCACUUCAUACAUCAUAAUCCAGUCUUGCUACAACAAUUUCACCACCCAAGCUUCUUAUCAGUUAACGUUGAAACCUUUCGCCGAUAUCCCCAAGAUGAAAAUCACCAACAGCCUUACUCUUAUUGCUUUGGCAGCCCAAGUCUUAGGUUCUCCACUGGGAAGCCGUUCCCCAGGCGUUAUCGAGGCUCGCGCUGAGGACACUGCAGAGCCAGGCAGAGCAGGAUGGUUGGUCGAGGACAGACGUCGAAGUGAUGAUGUCGCAGAGCCUGGUAGGGCAGGUUGGUUGGUUGUCGACAAGUCUUAG